Messenger RNA from Manis pentadactyla (Chinese pangolin), 6251 nucleotides. It is a transcript of the gene CACHD1, whose product is annotated as cache domain containing 1. Bases 519 to 4385 code for a protein of 1288 amino acids. Gene Ontology annotation, molecular function: voltage-gated calcium channel activity. Gene Ontology annotation, cellular component: voltage-gated calcium channel complex. Lineage: Eukaryota; Metazoa; Chordata; Mammalia; Pholidota; Manidae. The transcript has 27 exons. The record is from RefSeq and is a predicted model, not a curated record.
CUUUCACAUUUUUUUUUAAGCCUCCCUCUCUCCCUCCUCGCUCGGGCGGCUGCCCCAGCCUCGCAGCCGGGUGGCCGCUCCUCCCCGUGGGUGCCGCCGCCCGCCCGCGCCGCCUCCGCCUCGCAGCGCUGGGACUCUAGGGAAGCGAAAGCUCGGCCGCGCGCGGCUCCGACUGUCAGUGCCGCGGCCCGCGCCCCCCGGUGCGGCGCCUCCGCCCUCCGAGACGCCCGCCGCGCCGCGGGGGCCGCGCCGGCGCCGGGGUCCCGGGGACCGUUCGGGUGGCCGCUUCCUCUCCCGCCCGCCGCCGGAGCCCGGCGAUGGUGGCCGCCAGCGCUCCCGCGCUGUAGCGGGCGCCCCCUAAGUUUGGGAGCCGCCGCCGCCGCGGCGCGGACAGGCGUCUGCAGAAGGGCAAGAAAGUUUUGCGGGGUGCGCCGAGCCGGCCCUGGGCGCACCUCCCGCGGCUCCCUCCCCGCUACCCGGCGCCUGGAGCCCGUCGGCGGGGAGUGGGGGGCGGCAGCAUGGCCCGCGAGCCGGAGGACGAGGAGACGGCUGGGGCGGCCGCCCUGGCCCGCGGCUACUGGGGCUCGCCGGCCCGGGCCGGGGCGCGGCGGCCGCCCCUCUGGCUGCUCUGCCUGGUGGCGUGCUGGCUGCUGGGUGAUGUGGCUGACGCCGACUUCUCCAUCCUGGAAGAGGCGCAAGUGCUGGCGAGCCAGAUGAGGAGGCUGGCAGCCGAGGAGCUGGGGGUCGUCACCAUGCAGCGGAUAUUCAACUCCUUUGUUUACACUGAGAAAAUCUCAAAUGGAGAAAGUGAAGUACAGCAGCUAGCCAAAAAAAUCCGAGAGAAGUUCAACCGUUACUUGGAUGUGGUCAACCGGAACAAGCAAGUUGUAGAAGCAUCUUAUACAGCUCACCUGACCUCCCCCCUAACUGCAAUUCAGGACUGCUGUACUAUCCCACCUUCCAUGAUGGAAUUUGAUGGGAACUUUAAUACCAAUGUAUCUAGAACAAUUAGCUGUGAUCGACUUUCUACUACAGUUAAUAGCCGAGCCUUCAAUCCAGGACGAGACUUAAAUUCAGUUCUUGCAGACAACCUGAAAUCCAACCCUGGAAUUAAGUGGCAAUACUUCAGUUCAGAAGAAGGAAUAUUCACUGUUUUCCCAGCACACAAGUUCCGGUGUAAGGGCAGUUAUGAGCAUCGUAGUAGGCCUAUCUACGUCUCUACAGUCCGGCCACAGUCAAAGCACAUUGUAGUGAUCCUGGACCAUGGGGCUUCUGUCACGGACACCCAGCUUCAGAUUGCCAAGGAUGCUGCCCAGGUCAUCCUCAGCGCCAUUGAUGAACACGAUAAGAUCUCUGUACUGACUGUGGCAGACACCGUCAGGACUUGCUCGCUCGACCAGUGUUACAAGACAUUCCUGUCUCCAGCCACCAGUGAGACAAAAAGGAAAAUGUCCACCUUCGUUAGCAGCGUCAAGUCUUUGGACAGUCCUACCCAGCAUGCACUAGGGUUUCAGAAGGCAUUUCAGCUGAUUCGAAGCACAAACAAUAACACAAAGUUCCAAGCAAAUACAGACAUGGUCAUAAUUUACCUGUCAGCUGGCCUUACAUCAAAGGACUCUUCAGAAGAAGAUAAAAAGGCAACUCUCCGUGUCAUCAAUGAGGAAAAUAGCUUUCUAAACAACUCUGUAAUGAUUCUCACCUAUGCCCUCAUGAACGAUGGGGUGACCGGUUUGAAAGAGCUGGCUUUCCUGAGAGAUCUGGCUGAACAGAACUCAGGGAAGUAUGGCAUGUUGGACCGGACAGCCUUGCCUGUCAUUAAGGGCAGCAUGAUGGUGCUGAACCAGCUGAGUAACCUGGAGACCACAGUGGGCAGGUUCUAUACCAACCUUCCCAACCGGAUGAUUGACGAAGCUGUCUUUAGCCUCCCCUUCUCUGAUGAGAUGGGAGAUGGUUUGAUAAUGACUGUGAGUAAACCGUGCUAUUUUGGAAACCUACUUCUGGGAAUUGUAGGUGUAGAUGUGAACCUGGCUUACAUCCUUGAAGACGUGACGUAUUACCAAGACUCUUUGGCUUCCUAUACUUUUCUCAUAGAUGAUAAAGGGUAUACACUUAUGCAUCCAUCUCUUACCAGGCCAUAUUUACUAUCAGAACCCCCCCUUCAUACUGACAUCAUUCAUUAUGAAAACAUUCCCAAAUUUGAGUUGGUUCGGCAAAAUAUCCUAAGCCUCCCUCUGGGCAGCCAGAUUAUCACAGUCCCUGUGAACUCAUCCCUGUCCUGGCACAUAAACAAGCUGAGAGAAACGGGAAAGGAGGCGUACAAUGUGAGCUACGCCUGGAAGAUGGUACAAGAUACUUCCUUUAUUCUCUGUAUUGUGGUGAUACAACCGGAAAUACCUGUCAAACAACUGAAGAACCUCAACACUGUCCCCAGCAGCAAGCUGCUGUACCACCGGCUGGACCUCCUGGGCCAGCCUAGUGCUUGCCUCCACUUCAAGCAGCUGGCCACUCUAGAAAGUCCAACUGUCAUGCUGUCUGCUGGCAGCUUUUCCUCCCCCUACGAGCACCUCAGCCAGCCGGAGACAAAGCGCAUGGUGGAACACUACACAGCCUAUCUCAGUGACAACACCCGCCUCAUUGCUAACCCAGGGCUCAAAUUCUCUGUCAGAAAUGAAGUAAUGGCUACCAGCCACGUCACAGAUGAAUGGAUGACACAAAUGGAAAUGAGUAGCCUGAACACUUACAUUGUUCGCCGUUACAUAGCAACGCCCAAUGGUGUCCUCAGAAUUUAUCCUGGUUCUCUCAUGGACAAAGCAUUUGAUCCCACUAGGAGACAAUGGUAUCUCCAUGCAGUAGCUAACCCAGGUCUGAUUUCUUUGACUGGCCCUUACUUGGACGUUGGAGGAGCUGGCUAUGUAGUAACCAUCAGUCAUACAAUUCAUUCAUCCAGUACACAGCUGUCUUCUGGGCAUACUGUGGCUGUGAUGGGCAUUGACUUCACACUGCGAUACUUCUACAAGGUUCUCAUGGACUUAUUACCAGUGUGUAACCAGGAUGGUGGAAACAAAAUAAGGUGCUUCAUCAUGGAGGACAGGGGUUAUCUGGUGGCACAUCCAACCCUCAUUGACCCCAAAGGACAUGCCCCUGUGGAACAACAGCAUAUUACCCACAAGGAGCCCCUGGUAGCAAAUGAUAUCCUGAACCACCCCAACUUCGUAAAGAAAAACCUGUGCAACAGCUUCAGUGACAGAACAGUCCAGAGGUUUUAUAAAUUCAACACUAGUCUUGUGGGGGAUUUAACGAACCUUGUGCACGGCAGCCACUGUUCUAAGUACAGACUGGCAAGGAUCCCAGGAACCAACGCCUUUGUUGGCAUCGUCAAUGAGACGUGUGACUCUCUUGCCUUCUGUGCAUGUAGCAUGGUGGAUCGGCUGUGUCUCAACUGCCACCGAAUGGAACAAAAUGAAUGCGAAUGUCCCUGUGAGUGCCCUCUAGAGGUCAAUGAGUGUACUGGCAACCUCACCAAUGCUGAGAACCGAAAUCCAAGCUGCGAGGUCCACCAGGAGCCAGUGACGUACACAGCUAUCGACCCUGGCCUGCAAGAUGCUCUUCACCAGUGUGUCAACAGCAGGUGCAGUCAGAGGACGGAAAGUGGGGACUGUUUUGGUGUGCUGGAUUGUGAAUGGUGCAUGGUGGACAGCGAUGGAAAGACUCACCUGGACAAAUCCUACUGUGCACCCCAGAAAGAAUGCUUCGGGGGGAUUGUGGGAGCCAAAAGUCCUUAUGUUGAUGACAUGGGAGCAAUAGGUGACGAGGUGGUUGCCCUGAACAUGAUUAAGAGCGCGCCGGUGGGCCCCGUGGCUGGGGGCAUCAUGGGGUGCGCCAUGGUCCUGGUCCUUGCCGUGUACGCCUACCGCCACCGGAUCCACCGCCGGAGCCACCAGCACAUGUCUCCUCUGGCCGCCCAAGAAAUGUCAGUGCGUAUGUCCAACCUGGAGAAUGACAGAGAUGAAAGGGAUGACGACAGCCACGAAGACAGAGGCAUCAUCAGCAAUACUCGAUUUAUAGCUGCAGUCAUCGAACGACACGCACACAGUCCAGAAAGGCGGCGGCGCUACUGGGGUCGAUCGGGAACAGAAAGUGAUCACGGUUACAGUACCAUGAGCCCACAGGAAGAUAGCGAAAAUCCUCCAGGCAACAAUGACCCCUUGUCCGCAGGGGUGGAUGUGGGCAACCAUGAUGAGGACUUAGACCUGGACACCCCACCUCAGACUGCUGCUCUCCUAAGCCACAAGUUUCACCACUACCGCUUACACCACCCCACGCUUCAUCACAGCCACCACCUACAGGCGGCUGUGACAGUACACACUGUCGAUGCGGAAUGCUAACAGUCUCCUCACCUCCAUCAGAAGACGGGAUCUAGGAGACGCAGAAUGUUCUGGAGGGAAGAAGAGCCAGCGUAAAAUCCACAGCAAGAGACCCCCUGUACUUGUGCUUUGUCCAGAAUGCUUUAACUCAUUUCCUGCCUGGUAACAUGUUUCAGAACCAAAGGAACAACAACAAAAUCAUAUUUGUGAAAGUGGGUGGCUGGUUCUGAAACGGAGGAGAAAUAAGCCUGAUUUAUGAACCUGCCAUAAUACUAAUGGAAUGGAACAGAAGGCAAACCUCCAAACAGAGAAACGAAACCUAUAAAUGAAACAUUGGGAAUCGUUAAGCUGAGCCAGAGGAAUGUUCCAAGAAGCCAGAAGCGUUGGGCCCUCCUUAACUGGAAGAGAGAAAAAUGGGCUCGCCCGGAGCCUGGGAAUGUGGCACAUCCAGAUAGAAAUGUGUGCUUUGAAGAUUUCACUUGGUUUCUUAGCGGUACCUGGAUACCACAAUUGCUGUAUGGGACUCAUGUUAAGCUCUAAGUGAUGCAUCUCAAAAUUUCUAAGUAAAGGAUUAUUUUUCUACUAUUUAUUGAACUUUCAAACAUUCUCAAACUUUGGGAGAAAGGAAAGGACACACAUGAGAGGUGCUCAGCGAUUACCUCAAGCUGUUUGUGUGUCAUGAAGUGGUUCUUUGACUAAGGACUUCUAUUUCUUAUUUAACUGAUGUCAUCCCACUGCCCCACUCCACAAAAUAGGAAAGUGAGGAAAUCUUUCUGACUUGUUUACAUACAUUUUCUUUAGAACAUCAUUUCAUGGAGACAGUCUUUAUUUGUAGUGCAGUAUUCUUUCUCUGUGUUGGACAGAGAUGGGCAGGGCAGAGGAAUCAAGUGUUUUAAAGAAGGUUUAUGUUUCUUUAUAACUCAUUUCCACUCCCCAUACAAUGCUUUUCUUAGGUUUCUACAAAACCUAAUAUUACAACCCUCGUCUUUCAGCUAAGGGAGGGUUAGAUUACUUCUUGUUUCAGAGACUAUAAAUUUAUUAAUGUCCCAUUUUAAUUCUGAGAAUGCUGGAUACAUAAAAGAAGAACUUUGCAAAAUUCAAAAUAUUGAUUCUUAAAGAUUUUUUUUUUGAAAUCAUAGUUCAGAGCUGCUGCCAGUUAUCUAAGAAGUUAUCCACCAGGCUGCUUUGUGAUGUAUACAGAGCUUAUUCAAAUCUGGCUAAUAUAACAUGGGGCAUUGUAAUUUUAAAGUAGUGUUCUAAUUACAGUGAUGUAUUUUAGAUUCACAUUUUGUGAUUCAGAUAUGUUAUAAAGACAUUCUUGCACCGUGUGUGGUAAAUCUCCAUUUAUAUGUAGUUGGAAAAAAUUCACUGAAUAAUGUUUUAAUGAUAGGGUAUUACGAUAUAAUGUAAAAAAGAAAAAUUGGUUCUUCAGCAGUACAGGAAGUAAACUAUAUGCGUGCUACCAGGAAACCCCUUCAUAUUGUGUAUAAAAUUUCAGUCUAGUGAAAUAAACUGUAUGAACAGUUUCAGUUUCAGUGGUUAUGGUGAUUUGUUCACGUGCCACUUCUUGUGCCUCAAGGCAAAUUACAUUCACUUUGUAACCCAGCAGUUACCAAAUUGUAAAGGAGGCCUCCCUUCAGUGCUACAGUAAUGCUACGGUAAUGCUACCAUCAACUUCAGGGGCUUCCUGACCACCUUGAACAUGCAGAACAAUCUAAGAUUAUAAUGGGAUAAAGUGAAAGGCAAAUAUUUUUAAAUGUGUGGAACACAGGUUCCCCCUUCCUGAGCACCUGAAUUGGUAUCAACAAUAAAUAAAUGGUUAUCCUCUACCUGCUAGAGAGAAUGGGUGACUUUCCUGUCUUCCCAGAUAAUUAAACGUCUUUGCAG